GUCUGUACUGUCUGGAGAUCGGCAGACUUACCACGUUAUACUCUUCCAUAUCAGUAGGUGGCAGCAGGUAGCUAAUUGCUUUGUAGAUGUUGGAAACAGCGGGAGGCAGCGGGCAGGUAAAAACGUAUUUAAUGCUUACACCAAAAAUAAACAAAAGGCGAGUGCCCCUAAGAAAAGGCAUUGAAGUUUGGGGAAGGCUAUGCAGAACAAAACUAAAACUGAAUUGGCUACAAAGUAAACAAAAACAGAAUGCUGGACGACAGCAAAGACUUACUGUGGAUCAGAGACGGCGUCCACAAAGUACAUCCGAACAUGACAUGACAAUGAACAAUGUCCCUACAAAGAAGGAUAAAGACAACUGAAAUAAUCUUAAUUGCUAAAACAAAGCAGGUUUGGGUAAUAGCGCUCAAGAAGAUAUGAAACUGCUGCAGGAAAAUACCAAAAAAAGAGAAAAAGACACCAAAUUAGGAGCGCAAAACAAGAACUAAAACACUACACACAGGAAAACAGCAACAAACUCAAAAUAAGUCACGGUGUGACGUUAGAGGUGGUGACAGUACACCUACUUUGAGACAAGAGCUACAGUGACGAAUGGUUGGUUAUGGUUUAAAAUAAUUUUUAACAAUUGCGACAACGACUUUUUACUGUCAAUAUUGGCUGCUGACUUUCAUUUUUUAAUGAUUUCUGCUGGUGGUGUGCCUCCGCAUUUUUUUUCAAUGAAACCUCAAAAGAGGUUGAAAAACACUGAUCGAGAGAUCUGCUGCAUCGACUGCUACUGCCUAUUGCUUGGAUUUACAUGACGUCACGUCCGGCUAAUUAAAUAUCCGUGGUGGUCAAGCCAGCGGCUGUUCUCAAUGGGUACUUGGCAUCACUGAGCCUUCCUCGAUUAAAAACACCCUAUGCAUGUGUUGAUUUCGGCUCUACAAAUUGUUCAAAUCGCAGAAAGGAUAAACGUUUUUUCUAAGUUUCUCAAGAGGUAAUCAAAAACGGCGGAAGAAUGCAAGAUCUUACGAAACAACGUCAAAGAAGUACAGUUGAAAGCACAAGUAUGCAAUGAUCAUUUUGUUAAGUUUGUUUGAUAUACGUUUAACUUGUAGCUUUUCCCAUUUGAGUAUUAUCUUGAUAUUAUUUGUGUUUUAUCUUGUUUCUGAGUUUUUAAUGGGGAAAAUUAUCACAAUUUCAGAGGGGUUAAAACAAAAAAAAACAGUUCCCAGUGGCUUAUUUUAUUUUUCAAAGUUUUUUUCAAAAUUUUACUUAUCAUGGAAUAUCCCGAAAAAAGGCUUUAAAGUGCCUGAUUUUCGCUAUCUUUAAAUCCAUCGUCCAUUUUCCUGUGACGUCAUUUAGUGAUGCCAACACGGCGGAUAGCACAGCAAGAUAAAGCGACAUUAGCUCAGAUUCAGACUCGGAUUUCAGCGGCUUAAAUGAUUCAACAGAUUAUGCAUGUAUUGAAACGGAUGGUUGGAGUAUGGAGGCAGAUAGCGAAAACGAAAUUGAAGAAGAAACUGAAGCUAUUGAGCGAAUAGCUAUUGAAGCUAUUCAGCGAUCGCCUUCUAACCCACGAUUGAGUGUUGCAGGGUAUCCAUACAUCUCUGUGCCAUGUCUGUCGUAGCAUCGGUGGUAAAAUGUGCAGACGAGGGACUUUCGGAUCUUUUGACACUGGAACAACUUAAAUCCGUCGAGUGGUAAGUGUUUGUUUGGCAUUAAAUGUGGGUGGAGGGAAAGGCUGGAUGCAAAUAUAGCUACAAAUGUGGCAUAACGAUGCAAAAUGUAUAUACAGCUAGCCUUAAUAGCAUGUUAGCAUCGAUUAGCAUGCCGUGCUAAUCGAUGCACACUCCACGUAAAUCAAUAAUUCGUCCCUGAUCAUGUUGUUACACCCUCCGACAACACAACGACGAGGCAUGAUGUCUCCAAGGUACGGAAAACAGUCGAAAAAACGGAAAAUAACAGAGCUGAUUUGACUCGAUGUUUGUAAUGUGUUUGAGAAAAUGGCGGAUUGACGUGACGUCAUCGCCCCGAGAGCGAAUAAUAGAAAGGCGUUUAAUUCGCCAAAAUUCACCCAUUUAGUGUUCAGAAAUCAGUUAAAAAGAUAUAUGGUCCUUUUUCUGCAACAUCAAGCUAUAUAUUGACGCUUACAUAGUUCUGGUAAUAAUGUUCCCUUUUAAAACACAGUUUUGCUCCAAGUGUUUCGUAAAGCACCAACUCGGCAAGAAAUCAAAUGUGAGCAAAACCUAAAAGAGUUAGGGUUUUACUAAAGGCAAACAUCAUAAUUGAAGCUUUUAGCACAUGCACAAUGUUGUCAUCUAGAGUUGCAUGUAGAUAAAGACGGGGAAAACACGCAUACUCGUGACAACGCAUGUAACAGCAACAAAACAUGGCGGAUUGGAUGUGGAGUUAGAUAAUGAAAUGCAACCUUACCCGGGCAAAACCGAAGCCUAUUUACCUGGAAGAGUCUUGAUACCAAUUUCCAUGACCCAGCCCCACACGAAGAGGUUGUAGACCUUGCUUUUCCAAGAUUCCAUUUCGUUUGUCAUGUACGUCUGGAGCUCCAGAUGGUUUGAUAUAUCUGGAAACUACACCGAAGGAUAAUCAUUGAUAACACUUUACAAAAAUGGCUUCACGGUGGCAGAGGGGUUAGUGCGUCUGCCUCACAAUACGAAGGUCCUGCAGUCUUGGGUUCAAUCCCAGGCUCGGGAUCUUUCUGUGUGGUGUUUGCAUGUUCUCCCCGUGAAUGCGUGGGUUCCCUCCGGGUACUCCGGCUUCCUCCCACCUCCAAAGACAUGCACCUGGGGAUAGGUUGAUUGGCAACACUAAAUUGGCCCUAGUGUGUGAAUGUGAGUGUGAAUGUUGUCUGUCUAUCUGUGUUGGCCCUGCGAUGAGGUGGCGACUUGUCCAGGGUGUACCUUCCGCCCGAUUGUAGCUGAGAUAGGCGCCAGCGCCCCCGCGACCCCAAAAGGGAAUACGCGUUAGAAAAUCUAUGGAAGGAAUACGAUUUAUACUCCUGUGCAACUUAUAUAUGUUUUUUUCCUUCUUUAUUAUGCAUUUUCGGCAGGUGCGACUUAUACUCCAGAGCGACUUAUAAGCGGUAGAAAGAAAGAAAAAAAAAUUGGCACUUUACAAAUCUUUUUUGAUAAAUUAUAGGGAUCUAUUCCAUUGCAUUGUUUGAUUGUUUUGCUUGUAUCUGCUUUUUGCUGGGAGAUCUAGGCCCUUUGCAUAGUCAAAGAGUUUGAGGCUGCACAACAUCCAUCUUGGUUUGGUUGACCUCCACUGGCUUUCAUUUCCUGGAAGAAUUCACAUGAAAAAAUACAAACUAUAUAACGUCUAUAGACGGAGGUAAUGACAUGUGACGUGCCCACAUCAGGACCAUCAUGCAUCAGGACAUCUCGCGCGCCGCUAAUUCUAUUUGAAAAUGCAUGAGCCGUCGUUCACGUGGAUAAAUAUGACAUGAAUAUUUCAGCACGCUUAGUCGCCAAGGCACAGCUGAGAACAUAAAUCAAAAAUGUGUGCGCGUGAGUGUGUUGUGUGGCGUGUAUGAAUGUGUUAUUAAAUCAUUAACGUUGACGGGCGGCGCAAUGCAGGAGGGAAUAUUUGGAUAACUGAAAAGCCAAAACCUGCAGACACUUUGCUCCUCUUCGACACAAGCGGGCAACUCCCAUCGUCGCGAAAACCUUUGGAGGGAACUCGAUAUGAAGCUGUCAGUCAGCAGGUGGGCGCGGCCUAUAUUUGCCAUUACAUUAUGUGGAAAUACUCCUGGUCCUUCUGAAAGACCACAAUCCUCCACAAAAACCACAGGGAUUAUUUUACUGCAAGAACCCUUUUGAUUUUUUUUCUCUAUUUAUGCUUGUUUUUGAAAUAUAUCUGUGACUAAAUGGCCUUACGAUAAAGAAUGUUUAGUGAAGGCGAGCAUGUUCGGCAGCGCACAAUCACGGUGUACUUACAAGCAGACAGUGUGUAGACAGAAAAGGGAGAACGGAUGCACUUUGGCUUAAAAACUAACGAUAAAGCUGAAGUUAUAGCACUGAAACGCCCUCAGGAAGAGGUGCUUUAAGACAUGGCUAGCUAGCUAGCGGCUAAAGUCCAGCCGCAGUCGGCAGUGUUUUAGCUACUUCUAAACCACUAAUCCUCGCCUCCAAGGCGACAAAUAAAGUAAGUUUCUUACAAGUAUCAUCCCUGCAGGACGAGGAAUAGCUAAACAUGUUUAACUAUACACCGUAGCUCACUGGCAUCAAAAUGUAAACAAAUGCCAUGGGUGGAUCUAAAUCUAACAUCCACUGUAAUGAUACCAAGUACAGGAGCGUAUCAAGUCUAUACUACUAUGAUUACGUUGAUAUCUUAAUGGCAUCGCAACAUCUUUUGUUUUAAAAAAAAUUAUAACAUUCAAGAUUCAAGAUUGUUUAUUGUCAUAUGCACAGUUAAACAGACAGUUUGCCGUACAAUGAAAAUCUUACUUUGCUAGUCCACACUUCAACAAGUCACACGGUACUUACCUAAAAUAAAAAAUUAAAAUAAAAAUGUAUAUACAAGGCACAGUAAGUAACAUAACAUCAUUGCACAUUCUGAUUGACAGUCAACAGUAUAAAUAUGGAGGUGACCUUGGGUCACAGCAGCUGUUAAAGUGUCUUUAGUGAUCAAAGGUGAAAAGUGUCUACAGUGAUGGUUCACAGUUCGGGGGUGGUCAAGGUAGCUGUCUUUUGUUCAAAAAAACAAAGUAAAAAUGGGCGCGGGGGAGCUAGCAUUCACAAGUUAGCAUUCACAAGCCUGAUGGCCUGUGGGUAGAAACUGUUUGUCAGUCUGGUAGUCCUGGAUUUCAGGCUCCUGUAUUGUCUGCCUGAUGGUAGGAGGCUGAAGAGACUGUGCUGGGGGUGUGUACUGUCCUUGAUGAUGUUGUGUACUCUCCUGGUGGCCCUGGUAGAGUACAUGUCCACUAGUGAGGGGAAGGCUGCUCCUGAUAUGUACUGAGCAGUUUUAAUCACUCGCUGGAGUGCCUUCCUGUCCUUAGCAGUGCCGUUUCUAUACCAGACCGUGAUUGAGCUGGUAAGGACACUCUCAACCGUACUUCUAUAGAAGUUGCUGAGAGUUUUGGGUGGCAUACCAAAUUUUCUCAGCCUUCUUAGGAAGUACAGUCGCUGCUGGGCUUUCUUUAUGUUUGUUGGGUGAUGUGAUCCCAGGUGAGGUCCUCGCUGAUGUGGUUCCCGAGGAAUUUAAAGGUUUUCACCCUGUCCACCUUUGUCCCACCUAUGUACUAAAGUGUGUACUGUGCACUCCUUCUCCGUGGGUCAAUAAUCAUCUCCUUGGUCUUGUCUGUGUUCAAGGAGAGAUUAUUAUCCUGACACCAGGCCACCAGUUCCGCUACCUCCCUUCUGUACGCUGCCUCAGCUCCCCCAGUGAUAAGUCUGACGACCGUGGUAUCAUCUGCAAACUUGAUGAUACUGGUGUUGUUUUGGGACGCCACAGAGUCAUUGUGUGAACAGGGUGUACAAUAGGGGGCUCAGCACGCAGCCUUGGGGGUCCCUAUGCUUAGAACCUUUGUGCCUGAUGUCUAAUUGCCGAUUCUGACUAACUGGGGCCGGUUUGUGAGAAAGUUCAGGACCCAGUCACAGAGAGUUGGUGUCAGACCAACAGUGAGGAGUUUAGCAGUGAGUUUUUGUGGGAUGACCGUGUUAAAAGCAGAGCUGUAGUCAAUGAAUAAUAGCAUGGCAUAAGUGUCCUGGCCCUCUAAGUGGGUGAAGGUGGUGUGGAUGACGGUGUUGACUGCAUCCUCAGUGGACCGGUUCUGCCGGUAGGCAAACUGUAGAGGGUCAAGUGUGUCUGGGAAGGUCUUCUUGAUGUGUGACAUGACUAUCCUCUCGAAGCACUUUAUCACUAUUGGGGUGAGUGCAACAGGGCGAUAGUCAUUCAGACAGGUAACAUGUUUAACAUGUUUAUAAACUCAGAAAAUAUGUCUCUGGGCACAUGAGGACUUUGGAUAUGACCAAUCUUUGAUCCUGUAACGACUUGGUAUCGGAUUGAUACCCAAAUUUGUGGUAUCAUCCAAAACCAAUGUAAAGUAUCAAACAACAGAAGAAUAAGUCAUUAUUGCAUUUUAACACAAGUGUAGAUGGAACAUGUUAAAAGAGAAAGUAAGCAGAUAUUAACAGUAAAGGAACAAGCAGAUUAAUAAUUAAUUUUCUACCGCUUGUCCUUAAUAACGUUGAUAAAAUAAUAUAAAUGACACAAUACAGUAUGUUAUGUAAUAGUAAUGUAAAUGACACAAUACAGUAUGUUACUGCAUAUGUCAGCAGACUAAAUUAGGAGCCUUUGUUUGCUUACUUACUAAUAAAAUACGAGUUGUCUUGUAUGUUCACGGUUUUAUUUAAGGACACGCUUGCAAAAAGAAACAUAUGUUAAUGUACCCAAAUAUUUUUUGUUAAAAUAAAGCCAAUAAUGGAAUUUUUCUGGUACCUUUUCAUUUAGAAAAGCACCGAAAAGUAUCGAAAUUUGGUACCGGGACAAAAAAGAUGGGAGUUAAUUUUACAACUUUAACAAUGAGUUUAGAGUGCCUUAGUAAGUGGAAUUUUGUACACAGUCAGAGCUGUUCAUGAUAGAGUUUAUUGACCUAAUUAGAUGGUCCCUUUUGUUAUUGUUUUGGCCUUGUAUGACAGCAAGAAUCCAAUGAUUGCUUACAACAAGAAGGAAGGUUGGGGGACCCCAGCGGAGCGCGAUAAUUUGCCACAACAACUUCUGAAAUGUGUGACUUGAUGUGAGAGGUUACUUAAAGUGGAGGACGAAUAUCUAGUGGAGGUCGCCUGUUUCCUGGGGGCUCUGCUCUCUAUCGAUUAAUCGACCUUAAUAUGUCGCUACUGCUGCUGAAGACGAUGCGGUCACGCACACACUCACAGAGUGGCGGUGACACCAAAAAUCAAUUUGCAGUGCAGACGCAGCGCGACUCACGAGUGCCUAUAAAAUAAAUCAACAAAUUAUUUUUGGAAAUAAUGUAUUAGAUAUCUUCUAAGAGUACAUUUUAAGAGGCUCGGAGUCUAAUUCCAAUUAAUAUCAGCGUCAAACUCCAAUAAUCCGAACAAGUAUGAGCUGCUCUUCUGUUUGUCCUGAAGCUGAGUGCUUUAAUAUAUGCAGACGACACAGUUUUCUUCCUUCAUGGUCACUGUGUUGCUGCUGAACUCACUAAAACAAUGUCCUUUGUUACAACUUGGUUGCAGGAGUGCUGUCUGCAGCUAAACCUUUCUAAAACUGUCGGCAUGUAUGUAAUUUAAACAAAAAAAGUAUCAUCUGACCCCGACAUACAUAUUAAUGGAAAAUAAUACAAAUUGUCAGCCAAUAUAGAUAUCUUGGGUUAAAAAUACAUUCAGAGCUUUCCUUUUAAGCCCAUAUUGGAAAAUUGUGUAAAAUAAUCAAGUUCAAUCUCGCAAAUGUUCGUGUAAUUCGAAAUGAUAUGUCAACUAAAGCUGCAAAAUUAUAUUUACCAGCUGGUCUCAGGCUGGUCAGAGUUAAAACAAACCCAUUGGAAAUGCUGUACAAGCAAGCAACUGAUGUUAUGGGUAAAAAACCUAGGCACUAUCAUUGUGCCCUUCUAAAAAAAAAUACAUUACUUUAAAUUGGGACAGUCUUCACAUAUUUGCAGACUCAAAAGUGACCUAUAAUGUACUGCAUGAAUUGGCUCCAGAUUCUGUGGCAGAGUUCAUCAGCAUAAGAAACAGCAGUGAGCGUGUUCCUCGAGGCCCUGUCAGAGGUGACUGUUAUAUUCCUCUGCGCAGGAGCACUUUCAGUAGUCGGGCUGGUCAGUAAGGAGCGCAAAUGUCUGGAACUCCGUACCUGAGGAAGUUACACUGGUCACAACAUACAAGGCCUUUACAAAAAUAAAAAUAUAUUGUGGCUUAUCAAUGCCUGUUUUGAUGCUAAGAUAAAUGUUAUGUUGCGAUGUUGUAUUUUAUUUUUUUAUCAUACAUAUGUAUUGUGGGCAGCACAGUGGGACAGGGUUUGGUGCAUGUGCCUCACAAUACGAGAGUCGUGAGUUGUCCUGGGUUCAAUCCUGGGCUCGGGAUCUUUCUGUGUGGAGUUUGCAUGUCCUCCCCGUGACUGCGUGGGUUCCCUCCGGGUACUCCGGCUACCUCCCACUUCCAAAGACAUGCACCUGGGGAUAGGUUGAUUGGCAACACUAAAUGGUCCCUCGUGUGUGAAUGUGAGUGUGAAUGUUGUCUAUCUGUGUUGGCCCUGCAAUGAGUUGGCGACUUGUCCAGGGUGUACGACGCCUUCCGCCCGAAUGCAGUUAUGAUUGGCUCCAGCGACCCCCGAACGGGACAAACGGUAGGAAAUGGAUGGAUGGAUGGAUUGUGCUUUUUUCUUUUUCUCUCAUUCUUUUACAUUGUAAUUUUACUGACUUUUUUACAUCAUGGUUUACGGAUGAAAAUUAGUCUUCUGGCUCAUUCUGGCUUUUUUUUUUUUACAAUGUGUAGUCAUUAGGGCUGGGCGAUAUAUCGAUAUAUACGAUAUAUCGCGGGUUUGCCUCUGUGCGAUAUAGAAAAUUACUAUAUCGUAAUAUUCGAGUAUACGUUCUCACGCAGGACUUUUAGCUGCGGGCGUACACUUCAGGCUCUCCUCACUCUUUCCUGUGUCUCCUUCAGACAAGCAGGCGCACAUUCUUACAUACGUCACAAACUGUCACGUCAUACACGUCACAUACACGCCCUUGACUAACAGAGAGGUAGCGGCAUGACUAACGUUAGCUGCUAACGUAGCCGUACGAGAGAAAGAUGAUGCGGAUCUGGUAACAAAUGAAGGAAGACUUAAUUCCCGAUAAAAACAGCAGGGUUUCCAUCGUCUGGCGGUGGUUCGGCUUCAAGUGGGAAUAUGUUGAACAGACAACCGUAAUUUGUCAAGUGUGGGGGGGACAAGGCGUUGCUAUAAAAAGUAGCAUUACUGCUAAUAUGUAGCAUCAUUUGUAUAGUCACUCGCUAGAGUAUGAAGAGAAUUUCAUAACUUUAGUAACCUACCACAUAGUGAAGGAUGAAUACUAUUUGAUUUCUUAUUAUGCAGCUCAUUUUUAUUUGAAACUUAAAAUGUCUCUGACAAUCUUGCAAUUUAUGUUUUGGAAAUGACAUGAAUGUUUGUGCCAUUGCUUAAUAACUUUAAUAAAUACACUUUUGGUCAAUUGACUUAGUUGUGAUUUCCCUCUCUGCAUGAAAGUUCAAAAUUAGCAUAUAUUAAUGCAGUAUGAAGAAGAAUGUUUUAAUGUAGACACAUAUAAUCAUCAUACUGCUGUGAUUAUAUGCAUCAAGUGUUCAUUUAAGACCAAUACAAAAUAUCGUAAUGUAUAUCGUCUAUCGCAAUAUGGCCUACAAAUAUUGCGAUAUUAAAAAAAGGCAAUAUUGCCCAGCCCUAGUAGUCGUGUGUUUUUAUGAAAUUGCAAUGUCCCCUUUGAAAUAAACUAAUCUUAAUUAUAGUCUUAAAGUGGCCACAAGAUGGCGGUGUUUCACACCUGAUGUACCUGCGCCGGAUCAUUAAAACUUCCUCUUUUAAUUUACCAGGUAAUGUGUUCUUAUUAAAUCACAAGGCGAAUAAUUCCGAUCAGCUCGGACGGGAAUAUUGAUGAAGUGAUCAUGAUGGUCCGGAUAGUGGAUUUAGGACUUCGAGGAAUAACUCUAUAAAUAAAGGUUGACGUAUCUCUUUAGGAAAAGUGGCAACAACCGCACCGUCCCCAGAAAAGUCUCGCUAAUGAGCAAUCUGAGCAAUUAUUCAAAAUAACAUACACUUUGUCUACGAAUCAGCUUCAUUAUUAACACGCAGAAUAUUGCAGAAGUCAGCGAUGUUGUCACUAUCACGUCAGUCAGACGUCCCUUAAAUUGGCACAUUUGUUAAAGAACUUCAGUACGAAGGAAUAAACUAUUGCCAGUGACUUGAAAUGGAUGAAAAGUUGCCAAUUUGCAUCAUGAUGCAUGCUGGAUGCAGGAUGGCAUGUGCGCUUCUCUGAUCCCAAAGACGAGUGUGUGCGUGUGUGUGUGUGUGCGCGAGCGCGCGGAUCUGUCUGUCACCGGAACUGUGAAUUGAAUCUUGCAAAUUGGAUUGCGUGCGCGCAGGGCUCACGCACACGGAGGGUGGGGAUGCUGCGUUCAAGGACUCAGCCCAAGUGAAUAUUCCUUCCAGAUUCGCUUGAGAUGGACGCACGUCUUCGGACCACCGCGUCUGCACGGAUGAUGCGAGCGAGCGCAGAGGAGACGCGCGCAGUGAGGACGAGCAGCGAGUCUUGCCGUUUUCUAUCUUGCACGGAUACAAAAAAUAAUAAGAAUAAUAACACUGUUUUUUGGGGGGGGUUUUUUGGAAAGUUUUGGGAGCAACACAUGGAGAGGUGCCGGCGCCUCAUUGCAUCGCUGAGUGUGUGUGAGUGAAUGAGGGUGUGUGUGUGCUCAUUAAUUGCGGCUUCAUUAAGAGGAUGUGUGAUGUGAUGUGUGCAUCCAAACAGGGGCGGUUGGAGGCUGGAGGGCAGAGCAUCCAGCAUCCAGCACAAGCAUUCCUGGGGACCACAGGUGUUCCUUUAGUAAACAGUUACUCUAAAUCCCAAAAUGCUGCACGGCGGAUAGGAUUCCCUGUGGGACACCCCUGACCUGAGUGGACCCCUCCUCUCCGCAUCAUUCCUUCUCCAUCCCACACUUCAGUCGUCCUCUGGUUUUUAUACAAUCGCUUCUCCUCCCGACCACCCUACCCUCCAUCUCCUUCUCCUCCCCCCCACAGCACACAUGCAGGCCAAGAAGCGGUACCUGCUCGUGUCUGUGGGUGUCGCUCUUCUUUACCUCGUCUGCCAGUGGGCUCUGCAAAUCGCCGACUUCGAGCAGCAGCAACAGCAGCAUCAGCGGUUUCGGCGCCAGCAGUUGCCCCAGUAUCCCGACUAUUAUCAGCAGUAUCAGACACAAGAGGUGUACCCUCCCGGGCCCCCGCACAGGCAGCCCAGGCACUGGCCCGAGUUGACCCAGCUGCUAGGACCCUACCUGGAGGGAGGGGAACAGGAGGAGGACAGUCCCCAAGUCCACCACCAGCACAGCUCACCCAGAGAACGACGCUCGAUCCAAGACAACCUCUACAAAAACCGGCGCUGCCGCAUGGAAACUUGUUUUGACUUCGCCCGUUGCCAGCCGGACUUCGGAGUCUACAUUUACCCUUCACAAAGGGGGGACGAGAUCUCUGCCACCUACCGCAAGAUCCUCUCUUCCAUCGAGGAGUCACGCUUCCACACCACGGACCCCCGGAAGGCCUGCUUGUUUAUUCUUGCCGUAGACACUUUGGACAGAGACCGUCUGUCGGUUCAGUACGUCCAAAACGUGAGGAUGCGUAUUCAAAACCUUCCGACAUGGAAAGAUGGCAGGAACCACCUUAUAUUUAACCUCUAUUCCGGCACCUGGCCGGACUACACGGAGGAUCUGGGCUUUGAGGUGGGCCAGGCAAUGCUGGCCAAGGCCAGUGCAGACAUGGCCAACUUCCGACCCAACUUUGAUAUUUCCAUCCCCUUGUUCUCCAAAGACCACCCGCUCAAAGCAGGCGUCGCAGAUCCCACGGUGGCCCACAAUGCACCUUCCUCCAGGCGUUACCUGCUGGUUUUUAAAGGGAAGCGCUACUUGACGGGAAUCGGCUCUGAUACAAGGAACGCUUUGUAUCACGUCCACAAUGGGGAAGAUAUUAUCCUGUUGACCACGUGUAAACACGGCAAGGACUGGGAGAAGCACAAGGACUCACGCUGCGAUCGGGACAAUGAAGACUACUCAAAGUUUGACUACCAGGAACUCCUCCACAACUCCACAUUUUGCUUGGUGCCACGAGGCCGACGCCUGGGUUCGUUCCGAUUUCUGGAGGCGCUGCAGGCGGCGUGCGUUCCUGUCAUCCUGAGCAACGGUUGGGAGCUUCCAUUUUCCGAGGUCAUCGACUGGAAGAAAGCUGCCAUCGUGGGUGAUGAGAGGCUGCUGCUGCAGGUUCCAACCAUUACUCGUUCGGUGGGCCGUGACAGGAUCCUGGUUCUACGCCAGCAGACGCAGUUCCUCUGGAACGCCUACUUCUCCUCUGUAGCCAAGAUCGUCUUGACUACUCUGGAAAUAAUCCGCGAUCGUGUGGACUCGUACGUGUCCAGGAACCGUCUGAUGUGGAAUUCGCUGCCCGGUGGUCUCUAUGCACUCCCUCAGUACUCCACUGACCUCACACAAUUCCCCUUUUACUACGCCAGCCUGGGUAAAAGCCCACAGCCGCAGUUUACCGCUGUGAUCCAUACAGUCAGUCCUCUGCAGUCCAACAUGUCUCCUGUGGUGAAGCUCCUCAUCGCUGUAGCUAAGUCCAAGUUCUGUGCACAGAUUGUGGUCUUAUGGAACAGCGACAAGCCUUUACCUCCCAGGAACAAGUGGCCCUCCACCAGCGUGCCUCUCACAGUCCUCAAAGGACACAGCAAGACAAUGAGCAAUCGUUUUUCCCACCACGAUGUCAUCCUCACGGACGCCGUCCUCAGUCUGGACGAAGACUCCGUUCUCUCAACCAAUGAGGUGGAUUUUGCCUUUAUCGUGUGGCAGAGUUUUCCGGAGCGCAUCGUGGGCUACCCUGCCAGGAGUCACUACUGGGACAGCUCCAGGUCCUGCUGGGGCUACACCUCCAAAUGGACCAACGACUACUCAAUGGUGCUGACGGGUGCAGCUUUCUACCACAGGUACUACCACUACCUGUUCAGCCACUACAUCCCCACCAGCCUGCUAACUAUGGUGGACCGCAUGGUCAACUGCGAGGACAUCCUGAUGAACUUCCUAGUUUCGGCGGUGACCAAGCAGGCGCCCAUCAAGGUGACGCAGAAGAAGCAGUACAAGGAGACCAUGAUGACACAGGGCUCCAAGGUGUCCCGCUGGGCCGACCCCGACCACUUUACCCAACGCCAGACGUGCAUGAACGCCUUCAGUCGCUGGCUGGGCUACAUGCCUCUGCUGCACUCGCAGAUGAGACUGGACCCGGUGCUGUUCCGCGACCAGGUGUCCAUCCUGAGGAAGAAGUACAGGGACAUCGAAAGGCUGUGAAUGCGGUGACUGUGUGUGAUCCCGUGACCCUUGGGCGAUGUGAGGCGCGCUCACGCUGCACACUUAGCUGGAGAGAGACUGACAUGGACGCACUUUGCAACAAGACGUGCAUGAACCUUUCCUCCUCAGCUUCACCCGAGAGGUCCGUGUGUGACCCCGAGUCAAAGGUUAAUAUUGUGUUGCGGACGAUACAAUGACGAACUGGACCGUCCUCUUGUGUACUGUUGUAGAUUUCUUGUCUGUAUGAAGCAAAGGAGAGAAUUAAAAUGAAUUUAUGCCAUGAGUCGCCCUGUUGGCU
This is a messenger RNA of Nerophis ophidion (straightnose pipefish), 13323 nucleotides long. Its product is annotated as exostosin-1. Gene Ontology annotation, cellular component: membrane. The transcript has 13 exons. Gene Ontology annotation, molecular function: glycosyltransferase activity. The record is from RefSeq and is a predicted model, not a curated record. Bases 10725 to 13025 code for a protein of 766 amino acids. Lineage: Eukaryota; Metazoa; Chordata; Actinopteri; Syngnathiformes; Syngnathidae.